This is a messenger RNA of Neoarthrinium moseri, 1767 nucleotides long. RefSeq lists its product as uncharacterized. The record is from RefSeq and is a predicted model, not a curated record. NCBI's taxonomy places the organism in Eukaryota, Fungi, Ascomycota, Sordariomycetes, Amphisphaeriales, Apiosporaceae. Gene Ontology annotation, biological process: transmembrane transport. The coding region runs from base 1 to 1767 and encodes 588 amino acids. The transcript has 3 exons. Gene Ontology annotation, cellular component: membrane. Gene Ontology annotation, molecular function: transmembrane transporter activity.
AUGGCGUCGCCUCAUUCUGAAACCGGGAUGGAUUCCUCUGCGCCAAUACGCGAUUCACCUCGCGGCCCGUUGGACUAUGUCCGCGAUGUGGCACGACCAAGCGAGGAAGCAGCCGAAACCGAGGAGUCUGAUGAAAAACCUCAUGUCAGCAAAUUCGAGAGAGAAGAGGCUGACUUGAUGGCUCGCCCCAAUAAUGGGCCUGGGGUCACAGAUGAUGAAAUCAGGCGCACGGAAUCGCGGAAUAGUGUGGCCAGCAGGAGAAGCAAAGUAUCCCAAACUAUUAGUAAAGUACUCAGCAAACCCAGUAAGGAGAGUAAGAAGGACCACCUGCAGCCUACCAUACUGCCCUUGUCUGAACUUGAAAAGGGCAUCGUGGGUUGGGACAGCCAGCAUGACCCUACCAUGCCGCUCAACUUCUCUAGAAGGAGGAAAAUGACAGCCGUAGUGCUGCUGGCGCUUAUAACACUCAUGGCGCCGUUAUCGUCCUCGAUCCUAAGCCCCGCAAUCAAGUACUAUACGGCCGAGUUUGGCGAGACAAACGCAACGGUGGCUGCGAUGCCAGUCAGUAUAUUCUUGCUGGGCUUCGCUGUUGGCCCGCUGUUCCUCGCGCCCAUGUCGGAGAUAUUUGGACGCAAAAUUGUGCUCAUAUUGGCCAACUCCUUCUUUUGCUGCAUGGAGAUUGGUUGUGCCUUGCCCCCGAACUUGGGAUCUCUUGUCGCCUUCCGUUUCCUCGCCGGUGUUGGAGGCUCGGUCAACUUGACGAUAGGAGGAGGCAUUAUCGCUGACCUCUUCCCAAUUGAAGAACGUGGGUUUGCCAUGUCCAUCUGGACUAUCGGCCCGACUAUCGGCCCCUCGGUAGCACCUCUCGUCGGUGCCUUCAUUGCUGGAAGUAUUGGAUGGCGCUGGGCAGCAUGGAUAUGCUUCAUCCCAUCCACGCUUGUUACGGGCUUGCUGGUCUUCGUGUUUCCCGAAACGAAUCAUCGCGUCCUGAUCAAGCACAAAACUUCCAAGUUGCGCAAAGAACUUGGGCGCCCAGAAUUGGAAUCAUGUUAUGAAACGCCAGAGUCGAGAUCCCUUUCGAAUGCUGCAAUUCUGAGGCUUGGCCUGCUUCGGCCACUCAAGUUGCUAUUUCUCAGCCCUAUCAUCUUCACCAUCUCUUUGUACAUCUCCUUCGUCUAUGGGACGUUGUAUCUCAUGUAUAAUUCAGUACCUACAGUGUUCCAGACUAUCUACGGCUGGUCAACGGGGGUUUCUGGUCUGGCGUUCAUCGCGAUGGGCUGUGGUUACACCGCCGGGCUGAUCUUCUUCUCAUACUUCAGCGACCGCUCCGUUAUCCGCCUAACGGCCGCCAACGGAGGCAUUUACGAGCCUGAGAUGCGCCUACCGACCAUGGCAUACUUCGCCAUGAUCACUCCCUGCACCUUUUUCUGGUACGGCUGGGCGGCCGAAAAGCAUGCUCACUGGGCUGCGGCGGUGACCGGCAUAUUUCCGCUGGGCCUAGGCAUCUUCGGCCUUUGGAUGCCGGCCCAGGCGUACAUUAUCGAUGCAUACCCGCAGUACGCUGCCAGUGGAAUCGCGGCCUUCACCGUGCUCCGGAGUUUGACAGGAGCAUUCCUACCGUUGGCGGGUCCGGCCCUUUUUGCCAACCUUGGCAUAGGAUGGGGGAAUAGUGUUCUGGGCUUUCUAUGUAUCGCCAUGAUUCCGGUACCCAUAAUAAUUCAUAGAUUUGGCCGCAAGAUUAGGAAAAAGUGGCCUGUGAAGUUAUAG